Messenger RNA from Prunus persica (peach), 1891 nucleotides. RefSeq lists its product as uncharacterized. The record is from RefSeq and is a predicted model, not a curated record. The coding region runs from base 744 to 1316 and encodes 190 amino acids. The transcript is spliced from 2 exons. NCBI's taxonomy places the organism in Eukaryota, Viridiplantae, Streptophyta, Magnoliopsida, Rosales, Rosaceae.
UGUACCGGUACAGCCAGCUAUCCAACGGUUGAGGUUCCAUGUUAAAAAAGGAUGGCUGAGAUUCAAUGACCUAAUGACCUCUUCAGCCAUUGUGAUUCAGCAUGUGAGUGGCAUGUGAGGAAAGAGAAAGGCAGGUUUGGAGGAGAAGAAGACGCGACCAGUCCGCUCCAUUCUGGUUUCCCAAAUCGAACACAACAUAGGGAACUAGAGGACUCUGUGAGACCCCAUUUCUGUCUACCUCUGUGAAUACUGAGUUUUCGGAGCAGUAGAGACUCGGGCUUUAGCCCUUUCAUCUGAAGUGAAGGGGGGCUUACAGAAGUCACAGCACCAGAGGAAACUGUACAUGAAGUCGAUCCAAUCCGUAGCGCCUCCAGGAGCUCUUCUCUGUGCUUGCCCAAAUUCAAUCCUUAGCAACUCCUGUCUGUGCUUGGGCAAAACGCAUCUGCAAGAAGGUAAUGGUAAUAGAAUUGAGGUCCUCAACUCUUCUCUCUAGUUGCCCGAAACUGAAAUGCAGAUACCAAAUUGAUGGUGGGUCCAACCUCCAUGAUGAAAUGGUCACCAAAUUGGAGGGAUUUAAGUAAUUUAGUAUGGGCUGUUGGCAUUGUGUGAUAUAUAAUUAAAAUUUUGCAGGGGAAUGGAUUUGUAAUAAUAAUGUGGUUGUAAAGAUUUUGAAGAUCCUUGGCUGUUAACGACGAAAUUUGAGGUGGUGGCAAAAGGAAGUGAAAGGAGGAGGCUUUGAAAGUAUGGAAACAUCAAGCAUGGAGAGGUCUGGUAAGAUGGACAGGGGUGGAGAGACAUCAAAGGGUGGUUAUAGUGAUUCAGGGUAUUUGGAUGGUUGUGAAAGGUCAAGUCACAGGGCACCGGCAACAGAGAGUGGGCAUAUGUCGGUCGAACAUAUGGUUAGUGAAAGUAGUGAUGAUAAUGGUGUUGACAUUAUUGCACCGAGGAAAGAAGAUGUUAUGGGGAAAGAGUUUAAAACGAUAAAAUUAGCGGAAGAAUAUUAUAUGAGUUAUGCGAAGGGCAUUGGAUUUAGCGGGAGAAAAAACAAAUUGGUUCGAAAUUCGGAAGGGAAAGUAUGUAGGAGACGGUGGUGUUGUUCUAAAGAAGGUUUGAGAAAUGAGAAGUUUAAUGAUCGAUCAAAUAGGAUGGUAGAUAUUUUAAUAAGCAUAGUUUUGUUUGUCUUUGCGCUAUACAUUAAUCAGCGUAGCGUUGUUAAGCUUUGUUCAGUUUGCACACAGGGGAUCAGUAUUUGCAUUGAACACAUGCAAUUGCAUGACGAUGAUGCAAUGCAAGUCCUUCUGUGCGCAAACCCCUAAUUGUUCAGAAAAAUGAAUCUUAUUCUUUUGUACAGGCAUAAUUACACCUGUUUUUUAAACUAUAAAUCGAAGGUCAAAAUUAACCGAAAUACAGAGCAUGAGAAACGAUAAGGGGCAAUAAGCCGAACAUAUUAUAUUACAAAGCGACCAAUUAUCGAAAUUACGUUGUAAUACACAUUGUCAUGUAGCACAUUUGACUUGAGGGUAGAUCCCGAAUUGUGUAAAACACAAUGUCAUUAACCCUAAUAUUGAAUAAUAGACAUAGGGUCAACUAAGUGUUUGCUUGGUUUUGUUUGUCUUUGCGCUAUACAUUAAUCAGCAUAACGUUGUUAAGCUUUGUUCAGUUUGCACACAGGGGGUCGGUAUUUGCAUUGAACACAUGCAAUUGCAUGACGAUGAUGCAAUGCAAGUCCUUCUGUGCGCAAACCCCUAAUUGUUCAGAAAAAUGAAUCUUAUUCUUUUGUACAGGCAUAAUUACACCUGUUUUUUAAACUAUAAAUCGAAGGUCGAAAUUAACCGAAAUACAGAGCAUGAGAAACGAUAAGGGGCAAUAAGCCGAACAUAUUAUAUUACAA